AUGACUGUGCGCUCAACGCGACUCGUUAUUUCACGUUCUAGUAAUAAAAAUUGGUUAUUAAACUCAAGCGAAUUUUCGGCACUGGUCAUCUGUUUAUUCGAAUUCACAAAUAUUAAGUGUAUGCCCAUUGAUAAGGAAUUUGCUGACUUCGAUUAUUGCUACCUAAAGUCAAUAAAUCGUUCCUAUAAAUAUAUGUCAUUAAAGGUGAAACUCUUCAAAGUGCCUAUAACUAAUGUUACGGUCAUCUGUUUAUUCGAAUUCACAAAUAUUAAGUGUAUGCCGCUUGAUAAGGAAUUUGCCGACUUCGAUUAUUGCUACCUAAAGUCAGUAAAUCGUUCCUAUAAAUAUAUGUCAUUAAAAGUGAAACUCUUCAAAGUGCCUAUAACUAGUGUUACGAUACGUUAUGCAUUAUUAAAAAAAGAGAGCGGUUAUAAACCUUUUUUGUAUAAUAUAUCUCUAGAUGCUUGUGAAUUUUUGAAAUCACAGAAAAAUCCAGUUACGAAAUACUUUCACAGCUUUUUUCGAGAACAUUCUAACAUGAAUCACACGUGUCCUUAUGAUCACGAUUUAAUUGUGGAGAAAUUGAAUACGAACUUCUUGAAUUCUAGAUUUUUAGUCUUACCAUUUCCGAGUGGAGAAUACGCUCUUUAUACAACGUGGAUUGCUUACAAUAUUCCUCGAGCCGAUGUUUAUGAAAUCAAUACUAACAUCACAGAUAUAAUGCGUGGCUCGGAUUUACGCGUUUCGGAUUACGCAUGGGAAAUUCACAAAGUCACGCAAAAUAAAUGCGUUAUCAUGUAA
Messenger RNA from Teleopsis dalmanni, 801 nucleotides. RefSeq lists its product as uncharacterized. Bases 1 to 801 code for a protein of 266 amino acids. NCBI's taxonomy places the organism in Eukaryota, Metazoa, Arthropoda, Insecta, Diptera, Diopsidae. The record is from RefSeq and is a predicted model, not a curated record. The transcript is spliced from 6 exons.